Styela clava is the source of this 2331-nucleotide messenger RNA. Lineage: Eukaryota; Metazoa; Chordata; Ascidiacea; Stolidobranchia; Styelidae. The record is from RefSeq and is a predicted model, not a curated record.
CUAAGCAGUGGGUGAAUGAAGCUUUCGGAAAAAUUCAAAGCUGGUAGUUCUGUUUCUAUCUCGAGGAAAAGCACUUCUGCUAGUAAAGAUUUCGGUGAAGGUGUUGAAGCAAGAUUGGUCCUUGAGAAUGGAGAAACAUUCAAAGGCUGGUCUUUCGGCGCAGAAAACUCGAAAUCUGGAGAAAUUGUUUUCAACACUGGACUUGUUGGGUAUCCGGAAAAUCUGACGGAUCCUUCAUAUGCUGGCCAAAUAUUGAAUCUAACCUAUCCUAUCAUCGGGAAUUAUGGAGUCCCUGACACGAAAGCUCGUGAUAAAUGGGGAUUGCUUAAGAACGUAGAAUCCGAGAAAAUACACGUAUCCGGGUUGAUUGUUCAAGAUUACUCUCGACAUCCAAGUCACUGGAAUAUGGCGAAAACAUUAUCUGACUGGCUGAAAGAAGAAAAUGUUCCUGCUUUGUGGGGAAUCGAUACAAGAAUGCUGACAAAAAUUAUACGAGACGGCGCAUCAAUGUUGGCGAAAAUUGAAUUUGAUGGUCAAACCUGUGAUUAUUUUGAUCCGAAUUAUACGAAUAUGCAAAAAGGUCUAUCUAUCACGACCAAAAAAGUUUAUGGCAGAGGAAACAAGUAUAAAGUUAUUGUUGUCGAUUGUGGAGUAAAACAUAACAUUAUAAGAUGUUUGAUAGAACGUGAUGUGGAAGUUCAUUUGGUGCCCUGGGAUUAUGAUUAUACUGAAGAAGAAUACGAUGGUUUGUUCAUUACAAACGGACCGGGUGAUCCCGAAAUGGCCCCUGAGACUAUCACUCAUAUGAGGAAGAUUUUGGACAUGAAAAGACCAGAACCUGUGUGUGGAAUAUGCAUGGGAAAUCAGAUUUUAGGAUUAGCAGCUGGCGGAGAUUGCUACAAGUUAGCUUUGGGUAAUCGUGGACAGAAUCAACCGGUCAUAAAUUUACUGACUGGAGAAGCAAUUAUAACCCCACAGAACCAUGGAUACGCAGUGGAUAGCAAUUCACUUCCCGAUGAAUGGAGACCAUUGUUCGUGAAUGCAAAUGAUCUAACAAAUGAAGGCAUAAUGCAUACCGAGCGUCCGAUAUUCACUUCUCAGUUUCAUCCAGAAGCAUGUGGUGGGCCUACGGACACGAAAUUCCUAUUCGACUAUUUUGUUGAUAUGAUGAAAGAUCGAAAUGCGAGUCUGUACUCGUUAACGGCAAAUUCUUCAAAAAAUAUUGAAAGAAUAAAUGUUAAGAAAGUUUUGGUUCUUGGAUCAGGUGGAUUAUCUAUUGGACAAGCUGGUGAAUUUGAUUAUUCCGGAUCACAAGCUUUGAAAGCUUUGAAAGAAGAAAACAUCGAGACGGUGUUGAUGAAUCCCAAUGUCGCUUCAGUGCAAACCAACGAAAUCGGAGAUAAACAGGCUGACUGGGUUUAUUUUCUCCCGGUCACAAAAGAAUUUAUCAAGAAAGUCAUUUUGGAACAGAAGCCAGACGGUAUCCUGUUAUCCAUGGGAGGCCAAACUGCGUUGAAUUGCGGUGUGGAACUUUAUAACGAAGGAUUUUUGCAAGAACAUGGAGUAAAGGUUCUUGGAACAUCAGUUGAGAGUAUAAUGGCGACAGAAGAUAGACAAACAUUUGCUGAUAAACUGAAUGAAAUUGGAGAAAAAAUUGCUCCAAGUGUUGCAGUUGAAUCGUUGGAAGAUGCUUUGAAGGCCGCGGAAAAAAUUGGAUACCCUGUUAUGAUUAGAUCUGCAUAUGCGCUUGGUGGACUAGGAUCUGGCAUCUGUAAAAAUCCUGAGGAGUUGAAAUCCAUGGCACACAAUGCAUUUGCAGCAACAAACCAGAUAUUGGUUGAAAAAUCACUUCUUGGAUGGAAAGAAGUUGAAUAUGAGGUGGUACGGGAUGCUGCUGAUAACUGCAUCACAGUAUGUAACAUGGAAAACUUUGAUCCACUUGGUGUCCAUACUGGUGAAUCUAUUGUGGUCGCUCCAAGUCAAACGUUAUCAAAUGAGGAAUAUCAUAUGCUACGAGAGACCGCGAUCAGAUGUAUCAGACAUCUUGGAAUCGUUGGAGAGUGCAAUAUUCAAUAUGCACUUGAUCCAAACUCGUUGGAAUAUUGUAUUAUUGAGGUGAACGCCAGACUUUCUCGAAGUUCUGCUCUGGCAUCUAAAGCUACUGGGUAUCCGUUGGCCUUCAUCGCAGCAAAAUUAAGUCUUGGAAUCACUCUUCCAGAAUUGAAGAACGCCACGACAGGAACAACAACCGCCUGCUUUGAACCAAGUUUAGAUUACAUUGUGACGAAAAUACCGAAAUGGGAUCUUGAUAGAUUUCCAGGUAAGAGUUGA